Messenger RNA from Acipenser ruthenus (sterlet), 4084 nucleotides. Its product is annotated as interleukin-6 receptor subunit beta-like. Gene Ontology annotation, biological process: cytokine-mediated signaling pathway. NCBI's taxonomy places the organism in Eukaryota, Metazoa, Chordata, Actinopteri, Acipenseriformes, Acipenseridae. Gene Ontology annotation, molecular function: cytokine receptor activity; cytokine binding. The coding region runs from base 178 to 2481 and encodes 767 amino acids. The transcript has 17 exons. The record is from RefSeq and is a predicted model, not a curated record. Gene Ontology annotation, cellular component: signaling receptor complex; membrane; external side of plasma membrane.
UUGCAUUUAAACAGACAUUUGUGUGGAAGAAAACAGCAGAACAAUUACAUACAUGGUAUAAAGUGUAGGCUACACCACGUAAUUGGAUUUGAUAAUAACCAUUUUUGCAGUAAAGAAGAAGAAAAAAAAUUGCCAGGAAUCGGAUGAGGUCUAAUAGACAGGUGAGCUACCACAACAAUGCAGCUUGUUUUCAGCCUCAUCAUGUUUCUGUGUGCAGCAAUUAAUAAAGGCAUUUUGCAAGCCAACAAGGACCUGGCAGUAAUGGAAAGUAAACCAGCCCUUCCAGAAAAAGUCACAAACAUCACCUGCACCUAUUUUUUGAAUUCUACCAUCACUUGCAGCUGGAAUCCUGGAAAUAAUAUACAAAACCAGCAAACAGAGUACAGCUUAAUUUAUUAUCGUAAUAAAUUCUUCAGUGACACUCCUGUACAGAACUGUUUUCCAAAGGCCAUUAUUUCAUCAAGUGAAAGUGUUACAUUUCCCUGUGGACUGUCAAAGACAGAGUGUACUGUUAGAUGUGGGGUGUUUAUUUUCACUGCUAAAUAUUUAAUAUCCGUAAGAGCUGAGAACACCAUGGGUAAAGAAGAUUCAGAAAAGUACAAUCUUGACACACAGCAUGCAGUACAAUUAUCUACUCCGGUAAUUACAAAAAUCAUUGCGUCAAAGAAUUCAUUGAAUUUGACUUGGAAGGGACAAGAUUUUUUUCCAUUCGAUGUAACAUGUAUACUCCGAUACAAAAAGGUCACUGCGGGCCAGUGGAUUCAGGUUGAGAACAUACCCAUGGAAAAGAAUGAAAAAGAAGCAAGUUUUCACAUUGGAGGUUUGGAGCCGUUCAGCAACUACAGUGCUGCUGUUUCCUGUAUUAGAAAAGGGAAUACAAUCUACUGGUCUGAAUGGAGUGCUGACGUAUACGGUCAAACUUUGGAAGACAGGCCUUCAAAAGCAGUGGAUCUCUGGCGGAGCAUGGAGGACCCUGGCUUCCCAGGAACAAUCUAUCUUAUAUGGAAGCCUUUAAGUGUUUCUGACGCUAAUGGAAUUAUACUUGGAUACAAAGUGAAUAGAAGAAAUCAGCCUUGGAUGAACACCACUGAAGCUAAGAUAUCAUUCCCCCGGAGCAGAGAAGCUUGUGAGGUUACUGUGUUCGCUUAUAACUCCGCUGGGGACUCUCCUGGAGUCACGCUGAGAAUCCCUGCAAUUUCCAAACAGGGUGUUCUACCAGUAAUACCAGUGGUACAAGCUUUUCCUAAAAACAAUCAGCUGUGGGUUGAGUGGAAAGCUCCUCCGUCGGCAGUAACUGGAUACGUGAUUGACUGGUGUGUGGGUACAGAGGCCGUUUGUGACAGAGACUGGCAGCAUGUUAACACCACCACCCUCACAACUUAUUUAACAGGUAAUAUUGAACCACUGAAACGUUACAACAUCUCUGUCUACCCUGUUUAUGAGCAAGGCGCUGGAACUCCUAUAUUAACUGAGGCGUACCUUAAGGAAGGAGCACCAGGGAAAAUUCAUACACCAGAAGUAUCUGACAUUAAGACCACAGAGGCUACUAUCAAAUGGAAAGAGAUUCCAAAGGACCAAAGAAAUGGUUUCAUCGUUAACUACACCAUUGUUUUCCUCAACAAAGAACAACCCUUUAAGACUGUCAACUCAAAUGUGCUGGAGUGCACUCUGCAGUCUCUGCUGCCCAGCACACAGUACAGAGUUUACUUAAAAGCCAGCACCAAGGCAGGAAGUAUUAAAAGCAGUGAUGUGAUCUUCACUACUUCAUUGUCAACAGAAGCCAUUGUGUCAGUAACCUUACCGUUUAUUUUCAUGAUUUUCCUCUUGGGAGUAGUCUGUGUCAUAAAGAAGCCUGUAUUAAAAGAACAGUUUUGGCCCCCUGUUCCAAACCCAUCCAAAAGCUCUCUGGGACAUUGGCUUGAUAAAUACCAUCCUCAGAAUAUACUGGAAUGGACAGUACUGAUUCCUGAUGAUGGUUCUUCUGUUUGUGAUGUACAUCUUAGUGAUAGCAUUAACUCAGACCAUUCGUAUUCAUCUUCAGAAAAACAGCUUCUUGAUUCAUAUAUUGCAGAAUUGCCCCUGCCAUACCAGCCUGUGCCUGCCAUUGGAGAAGACAUAGACCAGCAUUCUGCUAAGAGUAACAAUUUUCUGCAAUUCUUUUCUAACAAGGAUUAUAUAUCCAUGGUUCAAACUACUGAGUUUUUAGCUCCCAAAGACAGCUGGGAUGUAACUACGAGUCCAACAGCGACAGAAACCACAGGACUGAAGCAGGUUGCUGGUCAACUGCAUGUCAUAGAAACCAGGGUGGACCUACUGUGUAACACCAUAGCAACAAGUGGAGGGGAUACGCCCCCUUCUCAACUUGUAAGCACCCAGCCAUAUAUUAAAGAAUAUGAGGUAACAGCAACUGCCACACAAGGAACUACAAAUGCAGCUUUUCAGAACAGCACUGAUCUCCCAUAUACCCGGUUACCCAUGUAGAAACUUUUCACAUUAUAAUCAUUUUUACCACUCAUUUAGUUUAAACAUAUAUUAACAAAUGCAUUAGCGGAACAUCACCACCAAGAAAAUCAUCUUUCAAAUUGAACAAAACAGAAUGCUGUUGUGCGUAAUGCAGAACGGUUAAAUUAGACAGAGUUGUAAUAUAUGAAACUAGCAAGUCGGGUUUAGAUCAAAUUAACUCUCUGGACUAGUUUCAUAACAUUUACAUUUUUAUGUAUUUAUUUUUAAAAGGAAAAAUCAAAGGCAAACCUGAUUCUGGUGCACUGCAAUCAGAAGGAUAAUUGGGCCUAACAAGUAUUCUGGUGUGAAAAUACUUUUGCUACCAACUAAAAACUGGGUGUUUAUUGUAUAUAAUAAAAUUACUAGAUUCCCAUUGCUUGUUUGCCAAAAUAAGAACUUUCAUGUUAUUUCAGUCCCGUUUUAUUUGCUAAAAUUCCCAUAUACAGCUGUUAAGGACUCAACAGUCCCCCUGCAUUUCUCUGGACUGCUAUGCUGUGUCAGUCCAUAUGCUAGAAGAUUAUUCGCACCUGAGAGCCCUGUGCAGUGCAAAAUAAACAGAUCCUGUUCAAGCAGUGUGUCUGUUUGUGUUUCAGCACCAGCUUAAGUAUUCCCAUCCAGUGGCUCUAUAUGAAGGGCAAUGUUAAUGAGAUAUUGGUAGAAUGGACCCACAAUUGUUUCACAUUUUGACAAACCAGUAGUAUCACAGUUGUGCAAAAAAUACAUACUACCAUAACAACUGUGUAGUAUUAUGUUGUCAAUACUGGUGGUCCAGCGGUUAAAGAAGAGACCCCGUUCAAAUUCUGGUUCACUCACUGACUCUGUGUGACCCUGAGCAAGUCACUUAACCUCCUUGUGCUCCGUCUUCCGGGUGAGACGUAGUUGUAAGUGACUCUGCAGCUGAUGCAUAGUUUACACACCCUAGUCUCUGUAAGUUGCCUUGGAUAAAGACAUCUGGUAAAUAAACAAAUAAUAAUACUGUGGUCUCUUGGUUCUGCUAAAGUUUACUCAGGGCAAAACACAGCUGUUGUAAUGGUAUCACUAUGUUAAUUUAGUUAUUUUUCAGUAAUAGUACAUAUUUUUUAUACUUUUACAGCUUUUGUUAUUUAUUUAUUUUACCCAAACGUACAUUUAUUGUUACAAGAUUGUUAGUUAAACGGUAAACUUCUAUAAAAUGUGGCCUCUUGUGUCUCUUUCUUUAGUUUUUAGGUUAAAGUUAACAGCAAGCAAUACUAAGAAUUUACAGCAAGUUACAACUUUCAACUGGCUAUUUGUGUACAUAUUAAAAAAUACAUAGUACUCUUGGAACAAAGGUUAGCUUGUCAGGUAAAUGCGUGGUGUACUGACUUUUGUGGUCAUUGCAAAUCAUUAUUACAGUUUUUGUGCUGAAUUCAAAACCCAUGCUAACUGCAGUUCAUUUUCUGUUGUAUCCAGUACAGCUGUAGAAAAGGACAAAAGACAAAUGCACUGUGAGUGAGUAAAUGGACAUCGCCAGAUUAGCAAAUUAAAGGGGUAACAGAAUUUUGUUACAAUUGGUUCACUGUGUAAAUAUAUAAAAAUAAAUAAAGAUGUUCAUUGUACACUU